AUGAAGACGAAUGUAGUAGCGGCGAGUAAAACAGUUGUAGCACUUGCUGCUGUAGUCGCGAAGCUGCUGCUGCUGCCAUUUGCUGGCGGCGGCGCCGCACUUCCUGCAUCUGCAGCAACAGCCACUGGUCUGGGCAGUAACUGCACAAGGAGGUGCGGUAACAUCAGCAUCCCUUACCCAUUCGGCAUCGAGCUCGGCUGCUACCACGACACCGGCUUCAACCUCACCUGCAAGUAG
Miscanthus lutarioriparius is the source of this 237-nucleotide messenger RNA. NCBI's taxonomy places the organism in Eukaryota, Viridiplantae, Streptophyta, Magnoliopsida, Poales, Poaceae. The record is from the annotation of a GenBank genome assembly.